This is a messenger RNA of Lytechinus variegatus (green sea urchin), 1520 nucleotides long. RefSeq names its product coiled-coil domain-containing protein 25-like (gene ccdc25). The transcript is spliced from 7 exons. The record is from RefSeq and is a predicted model, not a curated record. The coding region runs from base 97 to 660 and encodes 187 amino acids. Lineage: Eukaryota; Metazoa; Echinodermata; Echinoidea; Temnopleuroida; Toxopneustidae.
UAGAGACUGUGAAAGCGACUAUACUCUCGACUCAGUCUCUCGACGUGAACUGAAGAUUGAUACAGGUGUUGAUCUGUGAACAUUUGCCAGCAAAAUAUGGUUUUCUACUUCACUAGCAAUGUGGUUUCAACGCCAUAUACAAUCUACAUGGGAUUUGACAAGUAUGAGAAUGAAGAGCUUAUUAAAUAUGGUUUCCCAGAAGAUAUCUGGUUUCACGUUGACAAGCUGUCAUCGGCUCAUGUGUAUCUGAGAUUAAAGAAAGGGCAAACGAUACAUGACAUACCUCCUCCUGUGGUGCAAGACUGCGCACAGCUGGUAAAGGCCAACAGUAUACAGGGUUGUAAAAUGAACAACAUCUCAGUUGUAUACACCCCAUGGGCAAACUUGAAGAAAACUGGAGAUAUGGAUGUUGGCCAGAUUGGCUUCUGGAAACAUAAAGAGGUGAUAACAGUAUCAGUAGAAAAGAAGAUUAAUGAGAUUGUGAACAGACUCAAUAAGACGAAGGAAGAGAGGAAGCCUGAUCUGAGACUAGAGAGGGAAGCUAGGGAUAGGGAGGAGAGAAAUGAAAACAAGAAGAAAAUGGCUGAUAAGAGGAAACAAGAAGAGGAGGAAAUAAAGAAGCAAAAGGCAGAAAAGGAACUAAGGUUUGUAAGAUGGUAACAUGACAUCUGCUCCGGCGACAAUUGCUCUGCUUCCAGACACUGAUCAGAUCUCUUAACUUCAACUUUAUAACAAUAUACUCUACCUUAAACCCUAAACCUUACAUAAAAUUCUUUUGAAACCCUCAACCUAACCCUACAUCUUAGACAAAAUAAAGCCUGGAGCAAUUGUCGCAGGAACAUAUGUCAUGUUACCUGUAUAAGAGUUUCUUUAAGAAGAAUAAAAUCCUUGGAAGAAGUCAGCUUGUAUGAAACCAGCAAAAUCAAAGAAUAAGAUUAAUUAAAUUUUAAGAACAAUAAGACAAACAAUAAGGAAGUUAUGAGCAUUUGAUUGUCAUGGUCACUUAUGCUAUGGAAAUUUCCAAUAGGCAAAUGAUCAUGAUUAAAACUCUCCCGUUAAUACAAUUAAACUACCAUAAAACAUUUUUUCUCAUUCUUAUGAUAAACUUUUGUCCAUGGUAUAUUUUAUUUAUACCUUUUGCAUGCUUUUAUGCUUUUAUAUGAAAAGAACACAUAAACUAAGAAUUGACCUCAUAAAAGUGAAAAUUUUAGUAAUAUAUGCACUAAAAUAAUUAAGGAAUUGUGCUUGUUUGACAUUUCACAUCUUUGUCGCAUUGCCAGUUGGAGGACGUGAUCUUUACAUUCAAAUGCUCUUAACUUUCUGUGAUAUUAUUCAGUCAAUUUUGCUCAAACUUUUUUGGAUUAGUUUCUUUGAAUUUUCUGUUUUCACACAAGGGUUACAUUCUUUUAAAAAGAUUAGGAAUGAAUACCCCCUCUCUUCAUAAAGAGGGAUGGAGGUUAAAAAAAUGUUAAAAACAUCAAAAUUAGUCAUUUUUUUUUGUUUUGAAUAAUAUUUUAUUU